Messenger RNA from Cyphomyrmex costatus, 1909 nucleotides. Its product is annotated as wee1-like protein kinase. Gene Ontology annotation, cellular component: nucleus; cytoplasm. Lineage: Eukaryota; Metazoa; Arthropoda; Insecta; Hymenoptera; Formicidae. The coding region runs from base 1 to 1773 and encodes 590 amino acids. Gene Ontology annotation, molecular function: non-membrane spanning protein tyrosine kinase activity; ATP binding; magnesium ion binding. The record is from RefSeq and is a predicted model, not a curated record. The transcript has 4 exons. Gene Ontology annotation, biological process: protein phosphorylation; mitotic cell cycle.
AUGGAGAUCGUACGGAAGGUACAUUACGACGCGUGCGACAUGCAGAACGGUGAGCUCACCUGGAGUUGCGGCGGCACCGGUAACGCCGGCGAGUGCGACGUCCUCGACUCCUCGAUGGACGACUUCGACUCGCCGCCGCCACUGCAGCCGCGUAAGUUGUUCGACGCGACGGACUGCAACAGCGAUGAGAGCCAGCCGGUGAAUAACAACAAGAUUUCGAUCUUCGUGACAGGUACUCCAGCCAUCAAGACUCCCAUCAGUCGUGAAAACGUUUUUCACAAAAGUUCAAUGGGGUGUAGUCCACCCUACAAGCGUGUUAGGCAAUUACGUCUAUUUGAUUCGCCUACUACCCCUAAAACCUUGAUAGAGAAGAGCGUGUUACAAACUCCAAUAUCUCCAAGGUGUUCUAGACUUUUUAAUCUAGAGAAACCUAAACCUUCUAAGAUAAGCCCGAGUUACCAGAAUAAGAUAGAAAAACCCGCCGCGAAUGUAAAUCCAUUCACACCUAAUGGCAUGUUAAUAACAGCAAGGAAAAGAAGCAGAUCUAAACGUAGUCUCAAUGGUAGUAAUAGUAGUUCACCGGACAUGCAAGUACCAAAGUUUGAUCUUGCUGACUCCGAAGAUUCCGACAACGAGUAUGAACACGCGACGAAACGCGUAGCACUGCAGGAUUCGAAUAUAUCGCGUUAUCAUAAGGAGUUCCACGAGCUGAGUUUGAUCGGGGUUGGUGAAUUCGGCUCCGUGUACAAGUGCAUCAAUCGGUUGGACGGAUGUACGUAUGCCGUUAAAAAGAGCAUCAAACCUGUAGCGGGCAGCACUAAUGAGAAGAAUGCACUGAAUGAGGUGUACGCGCACGCUGUGCUUGGCAAACAUCAGCAUGUGGUCCGUUAUUACUCCGCUUGGGCGGAAGACAAUCACAUGGUCAUCCAAAAUGAAUACUGCAACGGUGGCAGUCUUGCAGACACGAUCCUCUCACUGAAACAACAGAAUCAGCACUUCAGCCAGGCUGAGAUGCGCCAACUACUAUUGCAUGUGGCUGAAGGACUGAGGUACAUACACAGCAUGCAGCUUGUGCAUAUGGACAUCAAGCCUGGCAACAUUUUCAUCACCAAGGAAAAGAAAUUACAUGCCAUCAACUAUGACUCUGCGGAUGACGGUUUUGACGAAGAUGAAAACGUCGAUGAAGAAAUCACAUACAAAAUUGGUGAUCUUGGCCAUGUCACUUCUAUCACGAAUCCACAGGUGGAGGAAGGCGAUUGCAGAUACCUACCAACGGAAAUCCUGCAUGAAGAUUUCAAUCAUUUACCGAAAGCCGAUAUUUUUGCCUUAGGAUUGACUGUUUACGAGUCAGGUGGCGGCGGACUUCUUCCGAAAAACGGACCCAUGUGGCAUGACAUUAGACAAGGAAAAUUACCAGACUUGCCACACUGCAGUCGCGAUUUGAACAACUUAUUGAAGCUGAUGAUUCAUCCUGAUCCAGAAAUGAGACCAUCAGCAAUAUCUUUGCUGCAACACCGAGUCUUAUGUCCGACGGGAAAGAAAUCCAAAGCUCAAUUGCGAAGAGAAUUGAACGCUGAAAAACUCAAGAAUGAAAUCUUAUCAAAACAACUCCAUGACGCGGCGAUAUGUUUGAAGUUUGCAUCCAUUGCACCGAACGUUGUCGCCGAGAGUGGUAAUAGCGACCGACAAUUGCGACCGAUAGCCAGUAGAUUGUCGUCAUCUCGUGUUAUAGGCAAAAAAGUGAAUCGUAGUAAUAGCACUACGAAUUUUUGAAUAUUUUCGUUAAAAUUUUGACACCGGUAAAAUUUUGAAAGGUGGAACUUAAGGGAGCGAUCGGUUUCCUAGAGUCACCUUAACUUGUGUGAUACCGUAUCUAGUUUUUUUUUAAGUACUAUUAUCCAGUAAAAUA